AUGAGUCAAUGUAGAACCCGAGACAAAGAAUUGCCAAAAUAUCUGAGAAAACAUCGAGUCGAUGCGGUAGAGAACAACGGUAAACAAGAGAGGGACGCUGAACCAAGUAGUGAGUCUAGUGACGAACAUGAAUUCUAUGUUUAUUCGACGGAAACGACCGCUGACAAGUCAGAUCCAUGGAUACUUCCAUUGGAAGUAAACAACAGUAUAGUUACUGUUAAAGUAGACACUGGCUCGGAUGUCAAUGUAAUGAGUUAUAACGAGUUUAAGACACUUCAGAACAGACCAAAGUUGAAACAAUCAAAGACUAAACUGAAAGCAUACAACAGGGGAGAUGUUCAAGUGCAAG
Paramuricea clavata is the source of this 349-nucleotide messenger RNA. Lineage: Eukaryota; Metazoa; Cnidaria; Anthozoa; Malacalcyonacea; Plexauridae. The record is from the annotation of a GenBank genome assembly.